Molecule: messenger RNA, 3400 nt
Organism: Gorilla gorilla gorilla (western lowland gorilla)
Lineage: Eukaryota; Metazoa; Chordata; Mammalia; Primates; Hominidae
Gene: PYGO2
Product: pygopus family PHD finger 2
Exons: 3
Coding region: 429-1649 (406 amino acids)
Biological process (GO): kidney development; spermatid nucleus differentiation
Source: RefSeq, a predicted model, not a curated record
GGCUCCACCGCCCGGGAUGGUACGGUCCGGCAGCCGGGCCGCGCGCUGCCGCCCCUCGGUGAGCUGGUGUGGGCCGCCGCUAGCGGAGACGACCCUUUCCACUCGCGUGGUGCCGUGAUAAGCCUCGUCCCUCGCCCGCCGCCUGUUUUCAGGCGUGGCGUCUCGUCCGGUCCUUGCUCCCCCUCCCUGCAGCGCUCAGUGGUGGUGGCCGCGACGAGUUCCGGUUCCGGUUGCUGCCGCCGCUGGCGGGCGGCGAGUCUGGAGAGAGCGCGCAGUUCGCGCCGCGGCUCGGCGCUUCCCUGUCGUCGCACUUUGUGGUUGCUGCAGCUCGGGGGCCUGGGCUGCCCCUGACUCCCCUUUUGGGCGAUGGUGCAGCCCGAGGGCGCCUCCAUCCCCCGCCGCUGCCGCUAACCCGGGUCCCCCACUCCAUGGCCGCCUCGGCGCCGCCCCCACCGGACAAGCUGGAGGGAGGUGGCGGCCCCGCACCGCCCCCUGCGCCGCCCAGCACCGGGAGGAAGCAGGGCAAGGCCGGUCUGCAAAUGAAGAGUCCAGAAAAGAAGCGAAGGAAGUCAAAUACUCAGGGCCCUGCAUACUCACAUCUGACGGAGUUUGCACCACCCCCAACUCCCAUGGUGGAUCACCUGGUUGCAUCCAACCCUUUUGAAGAUGACUUCGGAGCCCCCAAAGUGGGGGUUGCAGCCCCUCCAUUCCUUGGCAGUCCUGUGCCCUUCGGAGGCUUCCGCGUGCAGGGGGGCAUGGCGGGCCAGGUACCCCCAGGCUACAGCACUGGAGGUGGAGGGGGCCCCCAGCCACUUCGUCGACAGCCACCCCCCUUCCCUCCCAAUCCUAUGGGCCCUGCUUUCAACAUGCCCCCCCAGGGUCCUGGCUACCCACCCCCAGGCAACAUGAACUUUCCCAGCCAACCCUUCAACCAGCCUCUGGGUCAAAACUUUAGUCCUCCCAGUGGACAGAUGAUGCCGGGCCCAGUGGGGGGAUUUGGUCCCAUGAUCUCACCCACCAUGGGACAGCCUCCCAGAGCAGAGCUGGGCCCACCUUCUCUGUCCCAACGAUUUGCUCAGCCAGGGGCUCCUUUUGGCCCUUCUCCUCUCCAGAGACCUGGUCAGGGGCUCCCCAGCCUGCCGCCUAACACAAGUCCCUUUCCUGGUCCGGACCCUGGCUUUCCUGGCCCUGGUGGUGAGGAUGGGGGGAAGCCCUUGAAUCCACCUGCUCCUACUGCUUUUCCCCAGGAGCCCCACUCAGGCUCCCCGGCUGCUGCUGUUAAUGGGAACCAGCCCAGUUUCCCCCCGAACAGCAGUGGGCGGGGUGGGGGCACUCCAGAUGCCAACAGCUUGGCACCCCCUGGCAAGGCAGGUGGGGGCUCCGGGCCCCAGCCUCCCCCAGGCUUGGUGUACCCAUGUGGUGCCUGUCGGAGUGAGGUGAACGAUGACCAGGAUGCCAUUCUGUGUGAGGCCUCCUGCCAGAAAUGGUUCCACCGUGAGUGCACAGGCAUGACUGAGAGCGCCUAUGGGCUGCUGACCACUGAAGCUUCUGCCGUCUGGGCCUGCGAUCUCUGCCUCAAGACCAAGGAGAUCCAGUCUGUCUACAUCCGUGAGGGCAUGGGGCAGCUGGUGGCUGCUAACGAUGGGUGACGUUGGUGAAGUGGCCCAGGGAAGUGCACAUGUCUCUCCCUGCUCUUCCAGGGUGAUUUUUUUGAUGUUUGGCUCUUGGUCCUUGUUUCCACUGGCUUUCCAUCCCCAUGGGGCAGAAACAGUGGCUCCUGGGAGCAGAAAAGGAAUUGAGGUGGGCAGGCAGAAGAGCCUGGAUUGCUCACUUUUUUGGGAAACUUACAUGUUGAGAUCUACAGAGAUCCAGGAAACCAAAGCCCUGCUGAGCAGAGCCAUUUUGUGGCUAUUUCUGGAGGCCCAGGAGUGUGGCUGCAAGAGAAAAGGGGCUGAAGGAAGAUCCGGAGGGCAGGGGUGUUCCCUCUGCUGAUGAUGGAUGCCCCUAACACCUGUGCCUAACACCCCUACCGAACCCCACAGCUCCAGCCUUAGUUUUUGGAGUCAAGUGUUAAAGGUUUCUGGCCAGAGGAAUUGGGGUCUUGCCAUCCCUGCAAUAGCCCUUUUAUGGGCUCUGGGAGACAGCUUUAGGGAAUAAAUGGGGAUUUUCCCCUUUUUCUACCCACUCCUUUGCUUCCUCCAAGACUUACCCAACUCCUUCCCCCUCAGAGAACCAAAUAGCCUGAGGAAGCAGGAGAGUUCCUGGUUAUGGCAGUUUCUUGGUGAUUUGGGGCUUCAAGACAGUAGGUGAGAGAUGCUGUCAGGAUGUUUCUUCUUCAUACCAAAGUCACUGGUCCUUUCUCAGCCUCUCUCGUGCUUUUCUCCUAAUGACCAUAUUUUUGCCAAAAAUUGGGAUAUGUUAUCUGACAGACCAGAAUAUUUGAAGUUUGGGCUGUCCUGAAAGUCUGGACUUUGGUGGUACCCUCCUCCCCCAGCCCAUCUGUUGCACAUUAUACUCCGUGUGUUCUUCAACUUUCGGCGCCCUUAUUCCCCUGCCUUCCUGGCUUGAUUGAAGGAAAGCUUGAAAAGGCGCAGAGCCCUAUACCUCAUUUCCUCCAUGAUAAAAGGAUCCAAGUGAGGCCCUGUCACAGCCUGUGGGUAGGGGAUGCGGUGGGAUCCUCAUUGCCAUGGUAGUCAAAGGUAGAAGAGCCUGGAGUUUGUUGCUUCUCUUUGCUAUUCUUUCAUAUCCUCUUGGGCCUGGUGAUUAAUUAGCAAUUCUCAUUCCUCUCAGCCAAAGGCCUGCACUGGGCUUUAUUUGUCUUUUUUUAUUUUUUAAGCACUGCCUGCCAGAGAUGGGCCUGGGGCCUGAUGAGGACCUUAGCGCUGCUCGUUCUUUUCUGUUCAUGCACACAUUCCUCCGUGGGGUGGGGAAGGCAGGCAUGGGGUGUGGCCCUCGGAGAAGUUAGGGGUCCCCCAGCUCAAGAUACAGUGGCAAAGACCUAGUGGUCCCCUACCCCCACUUCUCUCAGUUCCUGGCAUGAGGAGAGAAGACCCUGCUCUGGUGGAGCUGACAACCUUUGAGGCUGGGAGGAGAGCAGCCUCUGGGCAUCGUUCCCAGUGUACCCCACACUAAAAAGGCGUAGAUGGCAACCCCCCACCCCCACCCCGCUGCUCAACUCUUGUGUUUGUUGUUCUGUUUGCCCCAUUUAUCUGUUGCUGUUUUUGUGUUGUCUUCCCCUGCUCCGCAUUUUGUGAAAUGGCCCCUGGGGGAGUGUCUUUGCUGGAUCUGCUCCCUCUCGCUCUCUCACUCCACUACUUUUUGGAACAAAGUGAUGGCAGAAUGCGGUGGUGGUGGGGGUCUUUUGUACUGUUGGAUUAAUAAAAAUGACUUUAAAAUCCCA